Populus euphratica (Euphrates poplar) is the source of this 1855-nucleotide messenger RNA. RefSeq lists its product as uncharacterized. The coding region runs from base 107 to 1525 and encodes 472 amino acids. The record is from RefSeq and is a predicted model, not a curated record. NCBI's taxonomy places the organism in Eukaryota, Viridiplantae, Streptophyta, Magnoliopsida, Malpighiales, Salicaceae. The transcript is spliced from 3 exons.
CUUCUACUCCUGCUUCCGCUCCCUCUUCUCACUCUCACUAGCUAGCUUGCUCUAUAAGUCUAUUUUUCUAACUCGUUGAUCUCGUCUCUCUUGUGCUUUCCAAAACAUGGGUUCUUUCUAUAAUUCAUAUUCAAACACAAGUUAUAGUCAAAGAAACCAUUUUUCAGUAGAGCGCAGGCCUAAGAUGCUCAAAGAGUUUCUCAUAGAUGAUUCAUAUUCAUGUUCCUCAUGGGGGUUCGAAUCAUUUUCAAGAAAGCCAUGCGAUUCCACCAUGAAAACCCUUAUCGAAAUUGAUAUUUAUAAUCCAAGAAACGUUGCUAAUCCUAGCAACAAUAUUGCAAGUUACAAGCUGCUUAAAAGUCGUUCAAAAGCAGUAGCCUCAACAACAAUCUCAGCUUUUCAAGCCAUGAUGAACGCCGUCAAGAACGUGCAUUUCAUUGCCGUUAAGUCUCCCUCACUUUUACCAAGGAGUCUCUCCCGGAGACUAUCAAAAAAGAAGUGUCAAAACAAGGAGAAUGAAGUCAAAAUGACAAUCCUGGUAAAAGACAUUAUACGGUGGAAAUCGUUUCGUGACAUUGUCGAAGAGAAAGCUCCACCAUCGGAUUUGCCAUCAUCACCCCAUCAUUGCACCACGACCACAACCAGGUCCACUUCUACCACCCCACGUAGCGGGUCAAGUUGGUGCGAUAGUGAUUUCAACUCGGAUUAUUUGCCGUCUUGGAACGGUAAUUUUGACGAGUGUGUUGAAAAUGAGGUAGGAGCGGGUAAGAAAUUCUUACCAUGUGUCGGCGAGGAUUCUUUGCAGGCGACAACAGAGGCAAGAAUAUAUACAAAAGUGGGUCCCAAGGAGGACGAGGAGGAACAACAGCAUACUCCUGUUUCAGUAAUUGAGUUCCAUUUUGAAGAAGAUGAAGAGUCAAGCUCGUCUUUUCAUCAAAGCCUUGCCACUUUGGAUAGGACUAGAGAAAAGAUUAUGGAAAAGAUCCGAAGAUCUGAGAGUGUAGCCAAACUGGUACCUGUCAACCUCGAUAAAUGGAUGACAAUGGACGAAAACGUUAGCUCUGGAGAAGAUGAUGACGAUGACGAAGACAGCGAUGAUCUUGAAGGAAUAAGAGAAACAAAUAUGAUCAAGGACGAAGAAGAGGAAGAAAUUAACAACGUCGAAGUAAAGGCAUGGAAGCUAUUGAACCAUGUCAAAGAAACUGGUGUGGAAUGUUGCAACGACAACGUAGACCUACUAUUGAACUUCUUUAGAGAUGAAUUGGCUACAAGGAGACAUGAGACUAGAAAAAAUGGGAUUGAUGUGGAAUUACUGAAUAAGGCAAAAGCUUGGAUAAAUGGGGAAGACAGGUUAUGGGUUGGAUGGGAGAUAGUGAAUAAAAGGGAGGAUUAUGUUAGAGAAAUGGACAGGGAAGGCAGAUGGAAAAAGUUUGAGGAAGAACAACAAGAGCUUGCUUUGGAAAUUGAGAACGGAGUGCUUCGUCUUUUGGUUGAUGACUUGCUGCUUGAUCUCAUCUCUUGCUGAUGAUGAUUGAUUAGAAGCAACAGAAGUGUAUAUCUAGCUAAUCUUAGAAUCACCCAUUAUACUGAAAAUGCACUGAAAUUAUUCCUUAAAUGACAUAACUCAUGCUCAUUGUUUUGGGAUAUUUCUAGCGUUAGCCUAUAAUGAAAUUUUGUAGGAGGAAAUAAUAAAAAAAAUAGUGGUGUUACUGUGUGUUAGCACUUAUUUUUCUUGGCAAGGACCAAGAGGUCAGAAUAUUGUCCGUUCAAUAUUUUUCUUCUGUAAAUACACAAAGUCUCGUUGUUCUUGUUCAUUUCCUGUCUCAUACAACAACUCAACACUUCGAACGGAAAA